Frankliniella occidentalis (western flower thrips) is the source of this 765-nucleotide messenger RNA. RefSeq lists its product as uncharacterized. The record is from RefSeq and is a predicted model, not a curated record. Lineage: Eukaryota; Metazoa; Arthropoda; Insecta; Thysanoptera; Thripidae. The coding region runs from base 164 to 706 and encodes 180 amino acids. The transcript is spliced from 4 exons.
UAGAUACCAAAAUUUAAGCUAGUCAAGAAUUUUCUCCCAGUCCUGGAAGUAAUUUAUGGGUAGCCCCUUGUUUAUUAUCAGAAGUGUUGACGACCAUGGUGACCAGAUUAAACAGUUUGAUGUGCGCAGCUGAACAAAGUAUCCAGCACAUAAGUCUGUCAAGAUGCUGAAAACAAUACUUGCAACUUUAAUUCUGUUCAUCGCAAUACAUUCUCAAGAUUAUGUAUCAGGAUCGCAUCCACUAGUGAUGCAGGGCAUUGCAAAGGAAGUGGAAAAAAUUGAAUCGUUUGCUCAAAAGGCUGCAAAUCAUUGUCAGUGUGUUGAAUACAAUUGUGGUUGUUGUGCACAUAUUGUUGAAAAGGAAAUCAGACUUGACAGCACAAUCUGUACAAAUGCAACAUACCUGAAACGGGAUUAUGGUUUUUCAUUAACCGUGACAUUCAAUAAAUUCACUGUGUUUAAUGAAACCAUGUCAUUGCGAAAUCCUCCUCCUAUUUGUAUGGGGGCACCUUUUGUGAAAGAGUUAGCAGAGAUCUGUGUUCGUAUUUAUGACAUAAAAGCAUCCUCUGCUCAUCUCCAUGCAUGUGUUGAAAUGGAAGCACAAAUGAAGCACAUUCAUAUUGCAAAAUACGAACUUGGUUGCUUUGACAUGAAAGGGCAAAACCUUAAAGUUGCUUUGGAGCAGUUAGAGAAUGAAAUUUUGUGAUUCAAGAAUUGGAUUUUAAAGGGUAAAAUGAUAAUAAAUAAAUGUUGUAAUAAAUGAAA